GUGGUCAUGUGAAACAUGACGCACGCUCGUAGGACGACGCUUUGCUCUAGUUUAACGUCUGUAAAGGUGUGGGUUCAUUUCCUGACCCUUUCCGCGCGUGCAGCAUCAUCUCCUCACAGGCUGUUGCAUCCUCCUGAGGGACCGUCGGCGCUCUUCACAGCCUGCACACUACAUACCGGUCUCUGAUUCGCAAUCUGGGUAAUGCCACUCAUUCAUUUGCGAGCUUGGAUGUGCUAUAUUGUCUCUCACAGCAUACACGCGGCUGUUCGCAGGGAUACUACGGAAUUACAGCCGCAACAAAUGAUGUGACGGCCAUCCAUUCAGAUAAUAAAAACUGUGCUGUGGACGCUGCAUUUCUGCUAACGAAGCAAAGCCUUAGACGAGCCUUUCCCAGACGAACAGAUACAGUAGUGUAACUGACAAGCAACAGUCAUUUGGAAUAAUACCCUGCACACUGCAUUACAAACAUUCUGGGAGGAGGACAAACAGGUUUUAAGAAACUGUGCAGUUUAGUGUCUGCAACCCAUGAGCCGUGCAUCAGGAGAAGCAGCAGUACAAACUCUCUGGCCUGUCGUCCUCUCUGCUCUCUUCUAAUGGUUUGAUGGAGAUCUGGUCGGAUGACAGCUGGAACUGUUGUCAUAACCGGAGGAAUUCUCGCAACAGUGAUACUCCUGUGUAUCAUUGCAGUGCUUUGUUACUGUAGACUCCAGUAUUACUGCUGUAAGAGGAAUGAGUCAGAAGGGGAGACGGGCUCGGUCGGAGAUCCUCAGCCACAGUUCGCCUGCAACACAUGCAGUGCUCCAGGAGUGGAUGGGCCGGCCGUCACACCUCUCUCACUGCCCUACGACCCCGCUCCGCCUCACAGCUACUGCCCGACUUGCUCACCCUACUACCUCCGUGGCACGGAUGAGAUGCGGAACGGUGGCGAACGCCUGUCCUACAUGCCCACUCACUACGAGAACCAUGGCGCCACUGCCCUUGGUCUGGCCGCCAUGUACGGCCCCAUGCUGAGCCAUCGCAGUACGUCAGACUUUUACACCAAUACACGAGCCAUCAGCACUGACGUCUGACCCUCACAGACCCGGAGAUGGACCCAGGGAACGAGUCGCCUCUGUGGACCAGAGCAACUGGGGCAUUACAUCUCCAUGCGCCAAGAGUCAAAAUGACCUACGGGAUGCCAUGUUAUUCUUCCACACAGGUCUAUGGCCAUCUUUAGUCUUCCAUUAUCUUUUGUUUUACCUGCUGUUUACCUCUUCCUUGCACAUCCCUCCCUCUUUGUGCUUUGAGGGCUGUGUGUUAUAUGACAUGAAGUGUUUGUGGAGUUUUUGGCAUUUUUAAUGUAAGUCUUAAACGUUAAAUGCAAAAAGGGUAUUUUAUUUCUAUGGAAAAGUCAGAUAAAGCAUAUAUUAUAGUUAGAAAAUCGAAAUAAAGCAGCCCAAGGAAGCUUUUUAAGGCUCAUCUCAAGUAUUUUGUUGUUUAUCGUGACAUAAAAGGCAAACAUUCCACACUAAUUUUAAUAGCUUUUUAAAAAAAUUAUCUUUGUUGGAAAGACCAUGACAUUCAGCUUUAUCUAAAUAUCCCUGAUAUACUGAACCUUUGUCUUUGGAAAUAUUUUAGAAUGAGAAAUUAUCCAAAAUGUGAUUGUCUUCAUGUGUGUUGAUCUGUUGGGAUAAUGUUAAAUGAAUUACUGAUGAUGAUUAUAUUGGUCUAUUCAUAUUUGAAUAUAUGUGUCACAUUAACUCAAAUUCACAAUGGCACAGAGUGAGAUGUGUUGACAGUUGUCAUUUUCAAAUAAGAUUGAGGUUGGAGUUAAAUUGUUAAUUCUCACUUAUUUCUUUGUCCAUAUCCACUACAUACU
This is a messenger RNA of Sinocyclocheilus grahami, 1858 nucleotides long. Its product is annotated as protein FAM163A-like. The record is from RefSeq and is a predicted model, not a curated record. Bases 618 to 1070 code for a protein of 150 amino acids. NCBI's taxonomy places the organism in Eukaryota, Metazoa, Chordata, Actinopteri, Cypriniformes, Cyprinidae. The transcript is spliced from 4 exons.